CACGUCAUCAAGUUGCGACGUCCAGACAUGGCGUUCGUUUCUGUUUGCUAAAUAUUAGCUACAUGUAAAUACACUAAAUUCUGAAAUUUUAAACACAUUUAGAUAUUGUUCUAUCAUCGGAGGCUGUGUUGGUAAUUCAUUUGGUGUGUCACAUUUGUGCAGUAUGAGCGGGGGAUUGGCACCAAGCAAAAGCACUGUGUAUGUGUCGAACCUACCAUUCUCCCUGACCAACAAUGACCUACACAAGCUAUUCACCAAAUAUGGAAAAGUUGUAAAGGUUACAAUCGUUAAGGAUAAAGAGACUCGCCAGAGUAAAGGAGUGGCGUUUGUUCUCUUCCUGGACAGAGAGUCAGCUCAUAACUGUGCAAGAGCAGUGAACAACAAACAGUUGUUUGGCAGAACAGUGAAAGCGAGCAUUGCCAUAGACAAUGGGCGAGCAACUGAGUUUAUAAGGAGACGGAAUUACACAGACAAGACUAAAUGUUACGAAUGUGGGGAUACAGGUCACCUGAGCUACGCAUGCCCCAAAAACAUUCUGGGAGAGAGGGAACCUCCGAAGAAAAAAGAAAAGAAAAAGAAGAAAAAGGCCCAGCAACCUGAGCAUGUUGAAGAAGAAGAAGAAAGUGAGGAAGAGGGAGAGGACCCAACCUUAGAUAGUCUGAGCCAAGCCAUUGCUUUUCAGCAAGCCCGUAUCGAGGAAGAGGAGACACAGACGAAGCAGGCACUUUUGGCUCAAGAGGACGGUGCUCACGCUUCAUCAUCCUCAGACUCUAAGAAACCAAGGAUCAAAAAGAGCGCAUACUUCAGUGACGAGGAGGAGCUCAGUGAUGACUAAUAUUAUUAAUAAUAAUAAUAAAAAUAACAACAAUAAUAAUACAGUUUGGACAUAAACGUGUUUCUCAAAUAUGGCUUUAUUUUGAAAGUUGUACUGUAUAAUAUUGGGAAGUUAAAAACAUGCUUCCAUUCACGCUGUAAUGUUUCCACAGUAGGAUUUUUUUUUUUGUACAUAGAACUGAGGCUUUUUUUAUAUUUUUAGAAGCACUGUAUAAUUGUUCUUGGGUUGAUUUUUUUUGUGUGUGUGUGUGUGUGUGUGUGUAUGGUGUUUUUCUCAGUCAAUAAAGCCUUGUUUUUUAAUGACAAACCAAA
Molecule: messenger RNA, 1146 nt
Organism: Micropterus salmoides (largemouth bass)
Lineage: Eukaryota; Metazoa; Chordata; Actinopteri; Centrarchiformes; Centrarchidae
Gene: zcrb1
Product: zinc finger CCHC-type and RNA binding motif 1
Exons: 8
Coding region: 164-835 (223 amino acids)
Biological process (GO): mRNA splicing, via spliceosome
Cellular component (GO): U12-type spliceosomal complex
Molecular function (GO): zinc ion binding; RNA binding
Source: RefSeq, a predicted model, not a curated record